GUGCCAGACUCACAUUCAAAUCCGCGCCUGCUCCCUCCUCGAAAAGACCACCCAUAGCGAGCAACGGCUACCAGGAAGAUGUCGGUCAAGGAUAUCUUCACCUAUGCAGCGACGAGAAAGUCUGGGCUGUAAAGCAAGUCAGCACGAGUAACAGCGUCUAUGUCACCCUGACCGAUCGACGGCCUGCAAAAAGAAGGCGCAUCGAGGAUGAACAAACGAAUGGUGCAUCCCCGAUGAGCAAUGACGACGAGGAGAGUUGUACAGAUGAUGUAGAGGGUCGAGCAGGAGUAAGCACGAUAGCACAAGUCAAAAGUAUUCUGGAGUUGAUUGAAGUCAAGACCGCCGAUGGCGAUGUGGAGGGGCGUAUACAGGAUAUGGUUCCCUCGCACGACGUUGACAACGAUGACGAGGUGCGGAAUGACUCUACGCGAAUUGUGCGACUACGAGACGUUCUCGACAAUAUAUCCGCGCCGACGAACGCCAUAUUGGAUGCCGCGAAGAAAUUGUUCAUGUUCAGUGUUCCAGAGAGUCUGGAGGCAGGAAACGUUCUUCUUUACAUACCAUCUCCCUCCCUCCUAAUCCGCGCAUGGGAGGCUUUCUUCCAGCAGUGUGCGAUCUCAGGAGUGAAGAUUGACAGUGAUGGGUUUGAUACUGCGGCUCUGCAGGGUGUGCUUGACGAUUUGUUGGCCAGCGAGAACGAUAGCACACAUGAAGACGGUGGGAAAGGCUCUGGGACAGUGAUUGUUCCUGUGGUCAAAGCCAUUUUGAGACGCUUUGCAGAUCCAGCCACGCCCCUGCCGGGAGAUGUGAACGACCAUGAGAUCGAGGAAAUCUUCAUCGCUGCGCCUGCUACAUCUAGUUGGAACCAAACAGAAACAUGUGAGCAAGUCGGCGGCUGGCUACUCGAAUCUAUGAAGCGCGAAAGCAAGUCUCAAUCAUCAGCCAAACAAGUACAGCUCGACGACUUCCGAAGGCAGUGGACGGAGCUUCUGCCAGACUCGUGGGCCGGUAAGGCCUGUGAUGUCGCCGCUCUGGUCAAAUCAGUUGACGGCGUGACAUUGGCUCGUGAUGAGCAAGGAAAUGAAGUUCUGCGGUUCACGACUCCAGAAAGCCUCGAGGACAUUCUCGGGCUUGGAAAUGGGCUUGGGCUUGGGCUCGAACGUGGACGGAUACAAAGUACUGCCGCCAAAGCUGCACCGGCGAGAAAUGCUCUGGAUGCUGCGAAGAAUGAGAAGAAGAGGAAAUGGCAUGAGAAAUUCGGGGCUCAGAGGGCUGUUGCUGCGGUCAAGAGAUGACCAUGAUACAGUGUUGUAGCAGGCAGUAUAGCACUUUGUGCAAAAGCAAGCCACCUCCUUCGAGAAGACCAUGUUUCGCUUCUUUGUAUGCAAGAUCCUCCACUGACUUUGCAUUCUAUCCUGCCGAAAUACUCCAUGGGGUAUGAUACGUAACGAUCUGUGUGUAAAU
Molecule: messenger RNA, 1464 nt
Organism: Exophiala viscosa
Lineage: Eukaryota; Fungi; Ascomycota; Eurotiomycetes; Chaetothyriales; Herpotrichiellaceae
Exons: 1
Coding region: 234-1295 (353 amino acids)
Biological process (GO): mitotic sister chromatid cohesion
Cellular component (GO): Ctf18 RFC-like complex
Source: RefSeq, a predicted model, not a curated record